Suillus bovinus is the source of this 309-nucleotide messenger RNA. RefSeq lists its product as uncharacterized. NCBI's taxonomy places the organism in Eukaryota, Fungi, Basidiomycota, Agaricomycetes, Boletales, Suillaceae. The record is from RefSeq and is a predicted model, not a curated record. Bases 28 to 240 code for a protein of 70 amino acids. The transcript has 2 exons.
GAUCCUAUAUCACACAAGUCACAAAGGAUGCGUUUCCCCUCUUUAAUCGUCUUCGCCGUCAUCACUGCCCUAGCAUCAUCAAUCUCUGCAACCAGCGACACGGCUGGCGAUCUUUGUGUCCGUGGUUGCUUAUGGGACGAAGAUUGCGUUAAUCCAAAGUGCUGGUAUGAUAGAUGCUGGUUUUUUUUAUGCUUUGUGAGUCGUGUUUUUGGUCUCACAUUGAUGCAGUAUGGCCGUUGACGCUGAUGCUUGGGUUACUAGUGAUUUGUAGCGUUUAUCGACGCACAUCAGGAAACAAUCGGUUCACCU